CUUGAAGGACCAAUCAUGCACAACUGAUAAAGUUAAAGGACCUAUAGUGUUUGGUCUUUUAAAAAAUUGGGGUACCUUACCAAUGACUUGAAGAGAGGAGGAGAGAGAGGAGCUUCAAGCUUGGCUAAUUCUUUUCAAUGGCGGAGAAAGGAAAGCCGUUGAGGAUGAUGGCUGAGGCCUUCACAGACCUAUCAAAGUGCAUCGCUUCCCAGUCUGGUGAAGAAGCGCAGCAGAUCCAAGUGGGCGCAUUUUCUAGUGCCUGCUCUCAUGUCUCCCCUCUCUUCGCCUGCCUCGGCAUCGCCUUCAAGUUUGCCGAGCUCGAUUAUGUAGCCAAGGUAUAUGUAUUCGUAUGUCCCCUUCAUUUCUUCAUCGAUUAAGUAUUAUUUUUCCAACUCCCAAUUUCAUCCUAAAACCCAUCCAUUCAGUCUUAUAUUAACGAUUUAUAAUCAAAUGUAUGCAUCUCUAUUGUAAAUUUCUACUAAAAAUAUGCAGAGUACUUCAUUGUUGAUCACACAACAUUCCAUUAGGGCUUACUGGAAAGCAAAAUACAAUACCAACCCACCUGUAACUUCAGAACUGAAGGAGAUGAACUAAACUCCUUCCAUUGCAAUUUUACUGUUUUCAUUUUCGUAGAAAAUUUUACUUUAUCAUUUUUAUAGACACUUAUAAGGGGAACUUUUGCUACUUCCUCUUCAAUUAAAUUCUCAAGAAAAAAAGAACCUGUCCACUCUUUACAUAAAAUUUCCCUUGUCUAUGUUAGGAUCUUUUUUUUUUACAGCCACCCCAACGCGUUAGUGGAAAUGAAGUUUCAUCCUAAACCCAAUUUUCAAAGAAGUGAUACUCCUUUAAAGUUUAAUUGCUAGGCGUGAUAUGCUUAAGUUUCCAAUGUGAUUGGUUACUUUCAGAGUUCAAAGGCAUCACAAACAUGAACUCCCAAAACGUUUGAAUUUUCCCUGUUAACAAAUGCUCAUGCACUCUCCUAGUCAUUGUUAUCAUUGCAAUAUGAUCUGGCUCAUAAACAUUCGUUUUGCGUGUCCAUUUGAUCAAAUUUUACCAAUUUAGUUGCAAUGGAUGCAAACGAGCAAUUAUCCAAAUGUGAGGCCUAUACCAGAAGACAUUUGCUUACCAUAUUUCUUUUCUGUAUUUGAUUUUGAAAUGUAAAUAUGAGUGUAGAGUUUCUAUGACGUUGGUGACAGGUUGAAGAUCUAGCGGAUGCAUCAAAGUCUGUUGCGACAUUAAGAGAAAUGAUAGACUUAGACAUCGAAGGAAAUUGUGUAAGAAAUGCUGGCAGUCAUACAAGGAAUCUGCUGAGGGUGAAGCGUGGGAUAGAUAUGGUUAAAGUUUUGUUUGACCACAUUUUGGCCUCUGGGGAAAAUUCUCUAAUGGAUCCAGCUUCAAAAGCUUAUGCACAAGUUUUUUCUCCUCACCAUGGAUGGCUAAUAAGGAAGGCAGUAGCUGCAGGAAUGUAUGCUCUUCCUACCAAGGCACAACUCUUAAAGAAGCUCAAUGAAGAUGAAGCUUCAGCAACGAUGUACAUGAGAAGUUACGUUGCUUCAGCAGCUCCAGUCAUCGAUUAUGUUGAAAGCCUUUUCAUUUCAAAAGGUUUGGAAACAAACUGGUAGAACAAAGGAACUCUUCUGAUAGAAAACAUGAUACAUAGAUAGUUCAUCAUAAAUAAUUAUAUUUCUCAAUGUUUACCACUGUACACUUUGUGAGUUUGUUUUCUUGCGUAGUGUACUUUCAUAUAGACUGUUGUAAUAUUGUUUAUGUAAAAUCUUUGCAAUAAGAUAAUUUCCCCUGAUUGUGGUAACUCUUCCUGCACCAUAAGAAACUCAUACUCUAUACAUUAAAAAAUUUAAAAAAAUAAAACUUACCCCGGAGUACCCUUUGAAUAAGUAUGCUUUUGCUUAACUACUGGUCCAAUUUUUUCCAAUUCCUUCCAAAUUCUUUCAGUUUUUCUUCCUGACAUCCAACUUUUUUUUUCGACUUUUUUUUUCGAAUAUGAAAGAGCAUGCCUUAAAAGGCUUUGAUUCAAAGAGAUUGUGAAUAAACAUAUAACAUGCUU
Cuscuta campestris is the source of this 2065-nucleotide messenger RNA. Lineage: Eukaryota; Viridiplantae; Streptophyta; Magnoliopsida; Solanales; Convolvulaceae. The record is from the annotation of a GenBank genome assembly.